Molecule: messenger RNA, 3256 nt
Organism: Elgaria multicarinata webbii
Lineage: Eukaryota; Metazoa; Chordata; Lepidosauria; Squamata; Anguidae
Gene: CRTC2
Product: CREB regulated transcription coactivator 2
Exons: 14
Coding region: 120-2294 (724 amino acids)
Biological process (GO): positive regulation of transcription by RNA polymerase II; protein homotetramerization
Cellular component (GO): nucleus; cytoplasm
Molecular function (GO): cAMP response element binding protein binding
Source: RefSeq, a predicted model, not a curated record
CUCGCCUGGCUGAGGCAGCGCCGAGGCGGGGGGUGAAGAGGAAGGCAGGCCGCGGCCCUGCCGCUCCUCUCACGGGCGAGGGGAGGGUUGUGAGGCGGCCGAGGAGGCGGAGGACCAAGAUGGCGGCGGCGGGCUCCGGGGCCGCUGCGGGAGCCGGGCCGAGCUCCGCGUCGUCGUCGUCCUCCUCGUCGGGCGGCGGGGGCGGCGCCGCCGCGGCCGCCGCCGCAGCCGCCGCGGCGUCCAACCCGCGGAAGUUCAGCGAGAAGAUCGCGCUGCAGAAGCAGCGGCAGGCCGAGGAGACGGCGGCCUUCGAGGAGGUGAUGAUGGAGCUGGGCACCACCCGGUUGCAAGCACAGAAGCUGCGUUUGGCGCACAGUCGGGGCCCUUACUACGGCGGAUCGUUACCCAACGUCAACCAGAUCGGGAGCGGAGUUUCGGAGUUUCAGGGCCCGCUCCAUUCGGUGCUGGAUUCGGCACGCGGCACGCGGCGCCACGGCUUGGUGGAACGGGUGCAGCGGGAUCCCCGGCGGAUGGUGUCCCCUUUCCGCCGCUUCACGCGACAGGUCGACAGCUCCCCCUACAGCCCUGCGUACCUGUCGCCUCCUGCCGAACCCAGCUGGCGAAGGGCCAUGCCGUGGGGUAACUUUCCCAUGGACAAAGGACACCUGUUCAGGCUACCGGCGGCGCUCAACAGAACAAAUUCCGAUUCCGCCCUGCACACGAGUGUGAUGAACCCCAAUCCGCAGGACGCGUACCUGGGCCCCUCUCAAGGCGUCCCCCCUCCGAAUCGCAAGAGCGGUUAUCCGGACAGCGACCUGGAUAGCAAAGCGUUUCUUUUCCAAGUGCCUUCCAUCGAAGAGAGCUUCCUGGACGACAGCAAGCAGCUGCUGAAGCCUUGGGACACCAAAAAGCUCUCCUCCUCAUCCGCCCGUCCGAGGUCCUGCGAGGUGCCUGGAAUACACAUCUUUCCGUCCCCGGACCAGCCUGCCAACCUGCCUCUGAUCCCCGCCGCCCUGAACACGGGGGGCUCCCUCCCUGACCUCACCAACCUGCACUUCCCGUCGCCGCUGCCCACGCCCUUGGACCCGGAGGAGUCGGCUUACCCCAGCUUGAGCGGCGGCAGCAGCACCGGCAACCUGGCCAGCACCAUGACGCACCUGGGCAUCAGCGGCAGCAUGGGGCUGGGCCCUGGCUACGACUCCCCAGGCCUGUGCUCGUCUAUGCAGAACUCCCUCAGUAAUCCCUGCAUCCAAUCCUCGCUUAGCAACCCCUCGCUGCAGGGCUCCCUUAGCAACCCCUCGCUGCGCUCCCCCCCCAGCGGUGCCUCCCUCCCCGCCUCCCUCAGCAACCCCUCCCUCCCCGCCUCGCUGGGCGGCCAGACCGGCAACCCCGGCUUCGGCGGCCCCGCCCCCGCCUCCGCUUCCUCCCCGUCGGCCGCCCCCGCCUCCUACGCCUCCCUGAACGCCUCGCCCCGGCGCAGGGCCCCGCUCAGCCCCCUGACCCUCCCAAUGGGCGCAGACACCAGGAGGCCGCACCCCAAACCGUUUUCGCCAACUAUGUCACCCACAUUGUCCUCCAUCACGCAGGGGGUGCCGUUGGACACCAGCAAGCUGCCAGCCGACCAGAGGCUCCCCCCGUACCCGUACAGCCAGCCCGGCUUGCACCUCCAGCAGGGCCAGAAACCCCACCACCAGGGGCAAGGGGGGGCAGCCGGCCCCCAGCAAGUCCGCCAGCAGCAGCAGCAGCAGCAGCCGCCCCCCAUGCCGUCGCAGUGCACGUACCCGGGGCACUACCAGUCCAAUUCCAUGCUCCAGCACCAGCUCGGCCAGCCGCUGGGUGACUUCGGCCUGGGCAGCUUUGAUCAGUACAGCUUCAUGGACAACAUGACGGGCGGCUUCACGUUCAACAGCAACGCCUUCGCGGACGACCUCGGUGCCUUAAACUACUCCCAAGGCGACAGCAUGGGCCAGUUGGGGGGCGGAGGGGGCGGCAGCAACACGAGCCACGACCCCCACCUGCUCAACCGUCAGAACCUGAACAACUACAGCCGCCACAGCAACAUCCCCAACAUUAUUCUCACAGGGGACUCCCCCCCAGGGAUUUCCAAGGAGAUUGCCACGGUCUUGGCGGGCAUGCCUGGUUUCGAGAUGGACUCCUCCUCCUCCCUGGGUCUGGACGAAGACCUGAAGAUCGAGCCGCUCACCUUGGACGGACUCAAUAUGCUGACCGAUCCAUAUGCCCUCCUGACCGAUCCGGCCGUCGAGGAUUCCUUCCGCACGGACCGGCUCCAGUGAAGGGAGGCGGCUGCGGCGCCGAGAACACCCCACCCGGUGAGGAGGAAGGGACCCGCAGGAGCCCCGGGGGGGAAACCGCGCCCACGAAGGGCCAGGCUUCCGCGCCCCAGACGGGGACACCGGGAGCCGAGACCAUGCGCGGCCAUCGCCUUCGUAGAGACGUCGGUGGCUUGAACCCUCCCUGGGCGUUCUGGGGCUGGACUUGGCGACGGGCGGUAGCCAGCCCAGGUUGCAGGGGACCUGGGAGGAAGUUGGGCGUGCGGGGGUCAUCCCCCCAAACCCCACAGCAGUGAGGAGCUUCUGGGGUGCUUGGGGGGAAUUCCAAGCGUCCCAAACCCUGCGGGACGCGAGAAGGAGAAGACGGAACGGAUCCUCUGCCUCCCUGGAUCCGAGGGAUGGGUGUCCACAUGGAUCCGAGGCCCGUAGGAGUCCCAGACAUUUCUUUGCCCUGCGUUUGAUCCUGUGUAUAUUUCCACCCGCACCGUUAGCUAGCGAGAUCCUCGUAGCGUGCCGUGCGAGAGUGGAGAGGUGCGGCAUUCAUGGUUCCACCCCUCCCCCCCCUUUUUUUUUUGCCUAAUCAUGUUUUUUAAAGAAAAAGAAAUCUGUACAUAACUCCUCCCUCUCUCCGUCCUCCCCCUCCCUCCUUUUGAACUGCCGUGUACAUGGGGGGGCGGGGGCAGAGAGGGAAAAGGGGGGGUGUCUCUUGUAAAGCACUUGUAACUUUGCAUUCUUAUCUGUCAUGAGGUCAGGUCCAGAUCUGAGCUUGGGGGGGUGGGGUGGCGUGAUAGCGGUGGGGGGGACAGGGAAAAACGAAGACCGUGGGUCGGAGCGGUACUUGGCUUCGCCCGCUGCCCUUUCUCCCUCGCUCCUUCCCCCCCCCCCCCGCUAGGGAGGAGAGAAACCAGAGUGAUUUUAUUAUUAUUUUUUAAAAUAUAUGUUAAUUAUAAUGAAGUUUCGAAGUU